CGCCGAUACUACGCCGCAACGACUGUGUCGCCGCCGAACGUACACUGUGUGCGUGUCCGUCGAUCCGUUCGCGUUACCGUGUCCGAUUGUGUUUAUUUGAGUGUGUGUGCGAGUGUGAGUGCGUGUUUGUGUGUGUGUGUGUGUGUGUGUGUGCGCGCGCGCGCACCGUAGAUCGAUAAAACGCACGACGGUUUUGGUGCACCAUAACAAUAUUCUGUUGCUACACGCCGGCUGCUUAUCACUGCCUGUCAGCGACGUUAUCACGACGCCGGUCCGAGACGAGUCGAUAUCUGCACCCUGCACGUUUAAUAGGUUGACAUAAAUUGCUAAUAGUAUGGCGGUCACAAAAAUAUGCUGUAUAGGAGCUGGAUAUGUUGGAGGGCCCACAUGCAGUGUAAUUGCAAUGCAGUGUCCACAUAUAAAAGUCACGGUUGUAGAUAUAAGUGUUCAACGAAUAUCCCAGUGGAACUCACAAAAACUACCCAUUUACGAGCCCGGACUAGAUGAUAUUGUAAAGAAGCAAAGAAAUGUAAACUUGUUUUUUUCUACCAACAUCGAAGAAUCUAUCCAAGAAGCAGAUCUAAUUUUUAUUUCUGUAAAUACUCCAACAAAGACAUUUGGAGUAGGCAAAGGACGUGCUGCCGACUUAACAUACGUUGAAAACUGUGCUAGGACUAUUGCUCAAGUUUCAACUAGUGAUAAAAUUGUAGUGGAAAAAAGUACAGUACCGGUACGUGCAGCGGAAAGCAUAUUAAAGAUUCUAAGCGCUAACCAUAAGCCAAAUGUAAAAUUUCAAGUACUAUCUAACCCCGAGUUCUUGUCUGAAGGCGUCGCUGUUGAAAACCUAUUAAAUGCAGAUAGAGUUCUUAUAGGACACGAAGAAACCGCCGAUGGCUUGUGGGCUUUCAAGGAGCUCAGUAAAGUCUAUUUGAAUUGGAUACCCGAAUCAAAAAUCCUCAGAACAAACACUUGGUCUUCGGAAUUAACCAAACUAGCGGCUAAUGCAUUUCUCGCUCAACGGAUUUCUAGUAUAAACUCAAUGUCCGUAAUAUGUGAAGCGACUGGGGCAGAUGUCAGUGAGGUGGCUAAAGGCAUAGGUCUCGAUUCCAGAAUUGGCCCAAAAUUUUUACAAGCGUCAGUCGGUUUUGGAGGCAGUUGUUUUCAAAAAGAUUUACUUAAUUUAGUUUAUAUAUGUGAAUGUUUAAAUCUUCCACAAGUAGCUGUUUAUUGGCAACAAGUACUAGACAUGAAUGUCUAUCAAAAAUCUCGAUUUUCGAAUAAAAUUAUUGAAUCGCUGUUUAAUACGGUCACUGGUAAAAAAAUAACAAUGUUUGGAUUUGCGUUUAAAAAAGACACAGGUGAUACUCGUGAGUCACCUGCAAUACAUGUUGCUAAGACGUUACUCGAUGAAGGAGCAAAACUCAAUAUAUAUGACCCGAAGGUGGAACCAGAACAAAUCAAAAAAGACCUUACGCAUCCAUAUGUUACUGAUAAUCCAGAAAAUGUGAUUAAGUCUAUCGAAAUUCACGAUAAUCCAUACAGAGCUUCACACUCGACUCACGCUAUUGUAAUAUGCACCGAAUGGGAUGAAUUUGUGAACUUGGAUUACGAAGAAAUUUAUAAACAUAUGAUAAAACCAGCAUUUAUUUUUGAUGGUCGCAAGAUUCUGAAUCACGAAACUUUGGCCACAAUUGGGUUCCAAGUUCAUACAAUUGGAAAACGUUGAGUUUUAAAAUUUAUUCCGAAUUUUGUCUUCCAUUCAAUCAUAUCAAUUAGGUAUUCUUGCCACUACCGGAAAAUAUCAGUAAAUAUAUUUAUAUUUUUCACGUUUACAUUUUAUAACUAAUUAUCUUAAACAAACUUUUAAUUAACGUAUACCUACGUGGCCUUAUAUAUUUUAAUAACAUAAGAAAUUAAUUACCUACUAAAGAUAAGUCAGGAUAUAUUGUACCAAUGUAAAAUUUACAUAUUUAUAUAUAUAUUUGUAUCUAUUUUGAAUUUUUAUAAUUAUUGAUGUAUGAAUACUUUUGUUUAUUGCCUCUCUAAGAAAAAAUAUUUUUAAAUGAAAACAAAAAUUUUUUAUAAAAAUUUAAAAAGUGGUU
This is a messenger RNA of Aphis gossypii (cotton aphid), 2102 nucleotides long. It is a transcript of the gene sgl, whose product is annotated as UDP-glucose 6-dehydrogenase. The record is from RefSeq and is a predicted model, not a curated record. Lineage: Eukaryota; Metazoa; Arthropoda; Insecta; Hemiptera; Aphididae. Gene Ontology annotation, molecular function: UDP-glucose 6-dehydrogenase activity; NAD binding. Bases 335 to 1726 code for a protein of 463 amino acids. Gene Ontology annotation, biological process: glycosaminoglycan biosynthetic process. The transcript has 10 exons. Gene Ontology annotation, cellular component: nucleus; cytosol.